Messenger RNA from Hemisphaericaspora subhashii, 702 nucleotides. RefSeq lists its product as uncharacterized. The transcript has a single exon. Gene Ontology annotation, molecular function: protein binding. The record is from RefSeq and is a predicted model, not a curated record. Lineage: Eukaryota; Fungi; Ascomycota; Pichiomycetes; Serinales; Debaryomycetaceae. The coding region runs from base 1 to 702 and encodes 233 amino acids.
AUGGACGAUUCAGACAAGACCAAUCAAUUCGUAAUCCACGAUGCAAUCAAACAAAACAAUACCAAUUUAGCCAAACAAUUGAUCGACCAAUUUCCCAAAGAACUCUAUUCAGUCGAUGAAGAUGAACGUACCCCAUUACAUUGGGCAUGUACAUUCAACAAUCUCGAAUUGGUAGAAUAUAUCCUUCUGAAGAAAGCACUGGAUGAUGUUGAAAUCGAUGAAUUGGUAGAUUCAAGUGGGUGGACUCCCUUACAUAUUGUUUCCUCAUUAGGGAAUAUUGAAAUAUUCAAUCGAUUAUUGGAAUUAAAACCAGAUUUAAAUGAAGUUACUAAUCAAGGAACAACUUGUUUACAUUUAGCUAUAAGUAAGAAUAAUUUCGCUAUUGUGGAGAAACUUAUUGAAAAUGGUGCAAAUUGUAAGAAGAAGGACAAGACUGGACAUACUCCAUUACAUCGAGCACUGAGUAUUGGAUCUAUUCCAACCGUUAAAUUAUUAUGCGAGAAGGGGAAUAUCAAUGUCAAUGCUAAGGAUAAUGAUGGUUGGACUGCAUUGCAUCAUGCCUUAGCUGAGGGUCAUGCCGAUGUAGCUGUUGAAUUAGUUGGGUUGGGUGCAGAUCCACAAUUGAAGAGUGAUACUGGUGAAUUGCCAAUUCAUGUUGCCGUUGAUGAUAAAGUGAAGCAAUAUUUUUUACUGCACAUAUGA